CUUUCUGCCUACGACCCCCCUGGAACUUGACGCACGCACGCACGCUCGGCACGCUCGCUCACUGACAGAACACUGCCCUGCCCCAUGGACAGGCGCGAGCUCUCCGUGCCGCUGAUGGCAGGAGGAGAGGCAGGCUAGCAUGGCUCGCAAAGGACCGUCUGUCGUCGCCCGGUUUCUAGCGAUAUUCGAGCACUUUUGGUGACACGCUGGACCCGCUGUCGGCUGGAUAUGAAGUCUGCGGAGAUCAGUCCAUCUCUCUCGUUUCCAUUGUAGUCUUCGGUGUUCUAUUUCCAGGUCAAAAUCUUGGGUUUCCUGUGCGGCUUGUUUGUACUAAAAAUGGCCGGAGAUGGAGCGGCUCUGAAGGAUAUCAAUGAGAUUAAAUCCCAGUUCAGGACUAGAGAGGGAUUCUACAAGCUCUUGACCCUCUCCGACUCACAACAGCGGGGCGGACUACCUCGGGGUCCGUCCGCAGGUGCCACAGUGGGCCCCGGGGGCGGACUGGGUUCUAUACCCGGCGGUGGGGUAGGUCUGGUGCAGGGGCCCGGAGCUGCCUCCUCCUCCAAUGCCGCAGCCAACUCCUCUCCUGCGGGCUUCCUUCCCCCGGUCCGGGUCUCCAUGGUGAAGCUCCAACCGGAGGACCCGAGCGAGGAGUCCGAGCGAGUGUGCUUUAACAUCGGCCGAGAGCUCUAUUUUUACACGUACACGAACAUUAAGAAGGCGGUGGACCUCAGUAAGCCGAUAGACAAGCGCAUCUAUAAGGGGACCCAGCCCACCUGCCAUGACUUCAACCAGUACUCGGCCACGGCCGACAGCGUGGCCCUGAUCGUGGGCUUCUCAGCUGGCCAGGUCCAGUACCUGGACCCCAUCAAGAAGGAGACCAGCAAGCUCUUCAACGAGGAGAGGUUGAUAGACAAGUCCAAGGUGACCUGUCUGAAGUGGCUCCCUAAGUCAGAGAGCCUGUUCCUGGCAUCCCACGCCAGCGGCCACCUGUACCUCUACAACGUGGAGCACCCCUGCGGCACGGCCCCGCCCCAGUACUCCCUGCUGCGGCAGGGCGAGGGCUUCGCCGUGUACUCCUGCAAGACCAAGACCCCCCGCAACCCGCUCCUGCGCUGGGCCGUGGGCCAGGGCGGCCUCAACGAGUUCUCCUUCUCCCCGGACGGCGUGCACGUGGCCUGCGUGGGGCAGGACGGCUGCCUGCGCGUCUUCCACUUUGACUCCAUGGAGCUGCAGGGCGUAAUGAAGAGCUACUUCGGCGGGCUGCUCUGUGUCUCCUGGAGCCCCGACGGGAAGUACCUGGCCACGGGCGGAGAGGACGACCUGGUCACCGUCUGGUCGUUCGCUGAGAGCCGCGUAGUGGCGCGGGGCCACGGCCACAAGUCCUGGGUCAACGUGGUGGCCUUCGACCCUUUCACCACCAGCCUGGAGGACGAGGAGCCCAUGGAGAUGAGCGGCAGCGAGGAGGACCUCCAGGGGGCGCCGCCCCCCGUCCACUUCGGGAGGGUUCGCACCAGCAGCACGCUGUCCCGUCUCUCCCGCCUCUCCCGCCUCUCCCGGCACAGCUCCAGGGGUGGCGGGUCGCCCGCGGUGACGUACCGGUUCGGCUCGGUGGGGCAGGACACCCAGUUCUGCCUGUGGGACCUGACGGAUGACGUGCUGUACCCCCGUCUGCCGUUGUCCCGCGCCCUCACCAACACCUUCGGCUCCGCCCUGGCGCCCUCGGGGAGCGGGGGGCUCAGCAACGCCGGGGGAGGGGGGGUGGAGGGGCACCAUCACCCUACCACCACCACCUCCUCCAACCCCCACCAGCCCCCCACCCUGCCCCUGCCCUUGCCCCGCUCCCUGUCCCGGUCCAACUCCCUCCCCCACCCCGCCGUGGCCAACGUCUCCAAGGGCGCUGGGGCCACGGAAGGAGGGGGGGUAGGAGGAGGGGGCGGAGGAGGGGGGGGAGGGGGGGGAGGGGGAGGAGGGGUGAACAGCACUCCGUUCAGCAUCGGCCGCUUCGCCACACUGUCGCUGCAGGAGCGCAAGUCGGACAAGUCCGGGGCGGGCGGGGGCCACGGGGGGGUGGCCGGGGCCGAGAAGGAGCACAAGCGCUACCACAGCCUGGGCAACAUCAGUAAGAGCAACGACAAGAUCAACGUGGCUCCUCGCAGCGCCCGCCUGGACGCCGCCAAGGUGCUGGGCACCACGCUGUGCCCCCGCAUGCACGAGGUGCCGCUGCUGGAGCCCCUGGUCUGUAAGAAGAUCGCCCACGAGAGGCUCACCGUCCUGGUCUUCAUGGACGACUGCAUCAUCACAGCCUGUCAGGAGGGCCUCAUCUGUACCUGGGCGCGGCCUGGGAAGGUGAACUUGACAGCACAGAAUGGGAACUCUCCCAGUGGAACUGUAGUAUAGCUGGUGGCCCAGCUUUGCCCUCAGCCUUGACCCUGCCCCCCCCCCCAACCUCUGUCAAGAGUGGGAGGGACUUCACCCCCCCACCUACCCUCCUUGCCAUAACAGUAUUGCACCCCUGAUGUAACACAUUAACCCCCUCGCCGCCCUCACCCCAGCCAAAACCUCCCCGAGCACCUCUGAGGAAGAACUACGUAUAGAAACAUGGACCGCAUUACCCAGAAGCCUCGAGGAGGAUGCACUUCCCCCAUCUCCCCUCGGCGAAACACUACAAAAGCCACGGCUGUUCUAUUUUAUUUAUUUAUUUUAUCACAGGAACUGUAGUAAUUUAUAUUGUAAAUAGUGAGAAUACUGUAUAAAGACUAAGGAGUAUUGACUCAACCAGUGAAGAAAAAUUCAAAGAAGAAGAAUAUAAAUAUGUGAAGAUCCUACUUAUAUUAUACAUGGCAUCAUGGUGGGUUGUAUAUCUGCUGUUAGGGACGCCAAGAUGGUGACAAUGACGUGCCGUUUUUGUGUGAUCAUUUUUCCGUUUGUCACAUCCCAAACAAACGUCAUUUUGGUUUUGUCACAAAGACUUCCUGUUUCGGUCAUGAAGAAGGAUGACCAAUGAGUAGUAGGAUAAGAGAGAGCGAGAGAGAGAAAGCAGAGAGAAUCGGAGAGGAAGAAGGGAGAGAGAGUGGGGAAGGACAGAGAAUGAGAGGAAAGAGAAAGGGAGAGGAAGGAGAGAAAGAGGAAGGAGCUAAUGAGAGAGAGGAAGAAGGGAGAGGGAGGAAAGAGAGAAAGGAGAGACAGGGCUGAGCUGCGAGCACAAGGCUGCCAACCCUCCUGCUGUGUUUCCAGAAGGAUUCUAGUCGGUCCUACACGACCAUGUUGGAUUCACUACUAGUGAUCUCUGGUCAGAUCAAGCCUGUCCUCAUUGGGUAGUACACUUCAAGUUCCUACAAAGUGUACUUCUAAGUCCUGUGUGAGAUCAAGAGGGCUGUCUUGUGACCAGGCUGACACACACACACCAAUUUACUGACACAGCACACAAGGACACACCCUGACACUAUAGAUGCAGCCGAGCCCCCACCUUCCCACAAUGCCUCACGCAAGACUUUGCACAGCCAACUGUCAAUCUCAUCUAAACCCACCAGAAAGAGUCUAAAAGCUGGCCUCGGUCUACUUGUAGUUUAUUUUAUUGAUUUGUUUUUUCCCCUGUUGUGUUUUAUGUGGCUCCUAUCUGAGGUUGUGCCCCUCUACUGGUGACAUCAUGUCAGAUGUGGGUGUGGGUGUGGGGGGGGGGGGGGGUCCUCUAUGGAAGGGUUAUCCACCAUGUUUGUUUAUCAGAACAGUUUUGACUCUUAAAUUUGAAACUCCCAUUUCCAGCUGUAGAGGUCUGAAUGUUAGUCACGGAAACACAAAGCCUGACGUCGGACAGACGAUAAUACAUCUUACCUAGAGAUGUUACGGCAGUAUGUGCUGCUUUGUUAGGAGUCGGUUAUACAGGCCAAUGUCACAACACAGGAAACGCUUUAAAUUCAGUCUAAUUUGACAAAUUCACUCUAUUAAGAGUCUGUACUCAGUAUGAUCCCACUCGGUACUGUAGCUCUGAAGCGGGGGCCAACUAGAUCAGCUAGGAGUUACCUAGGCAACCAUUUCCUAUCUGACUGUCAAAGAUGACAACCCUGCUGACUGUCAAACACUUUCCUGUAACUAAGGGGCCAACGCAGUUUGUGUCUGUCUUGCCAGUGGAUGAAAAUAGUAUUAUCUGGGACAAGUCACAUAAACGUACUAGUUACUUUGAAAAAUAUACCGUCACGCCACUCGUAUCCAGCGUUGACGUUGCUGUACUGAAAUCGAUGACCUAUCGAAAACUGACCAGGGGUCGUGGUUCAAACAUUUGCUGAACAACGACACCAUGAACAACCGUUCAUGUGAACUCCAUCUUCUUCAUGCCUCGUCUGAAAGCAACAACUCAAAGGAAAAAUAUACUUUAAGUAUACUUACAUUGUAUAAGUUGUUGCCAAUAAGUAUGUGAAUAUACAAAAUCAGUACUUUUUAAGUACACAUCCAAUUGUGUGGAAAAGGAACAAUAUAAUGAAAACGUAUUAAGCUCUCAUUUAAUACUUUUACAUUAGAAGUAUACUCUUUUUCUGCUUGUGAAGGGAAAACCAUGCUGACUAUGCCAAGGCAAGAAAAGAACACCAUAAUUCCAGUCGUUUUUAACAUUUAUGUUCAACCGUUUACAGCACUAGAACCAUAGCAUGUAAUGUCGUUUUUUUUCUGUGUGCAUUAAACACUCACGUGCGCAUCAGCGGAUGAAGAAAGCAACCAGAGGACAUCACUGUACCAAGUUUGUAUAUGGAGAUCUGUUAUUAAAACUAAACCUGAACGCUA
Messenger RNA from Osmerus eperlanus (European smelt), 4773 nucleotides. Its product is annotated as WD repeat-containing protein 20. Gene Ontology annotation, molecular function: protein binding. The record is from RefSeq and is a predicted model, not a curated record. NCBI's taxonomy places the organism in Eukaryota, Metazoa, Chordata, Actinopteri, Osmeriformes, Osmeridae. Bases 337 to 2397 code for a protein of 686 amino acids. The transcript has 4 exons.